CAUAGAGAAAAUGAAAGAGUGAACAAGACAGAUAUUAGAGAGAGAGAGAGAGACAACAAGUUUCAUCUUCCCAGAUUUCAACAUGCGUGUCAUCAAUCUGGGUCCAGACCCCUCGCUGACCUACCGGCCAGACAUAAAGCCUCUCGCUGACAAGGACCAGUCAGAGUAUCGGAACUUUGAAGGUACUGAGCUAUUUGACCGGGUGUUCAACACAUACAAAUUGAUGCACACACACCAGACUUUGGAUUUUGUCAAACGGAAGCAUGUGGAGUGGAGUGGCUGUACCCACGCUAAGAUGACCAUGAUGGAGGCCAUCGACUCCUUGGACAAGUUGGUGGAUGAGUCUGACCCGGACGUGGACUUCCCCAACUCCUUCCACGCUUUCCAGACCGCCGAGGGCAUCCGAGCCCAGCACCCCGACAAAGACUGGUUCCAGCUGGUCGGGCUGAUCCAUGACGUGGGCAAGAGCAUGGCUCUGUGGGGAGAGCCUCAGUGGGCUGUGGUUGGGGACACUUUCCCAGUUGGCUGCAAGUUCCAAGACUCUAUUGUGUUCAGAGACACCACCUUUAAAGAAAACCCAGACAACACUGAUUCUGUACUAAGUACCGAGUGUGGCAUCUACAAGCCCAAGUGUGGACUGGAAAACAUGCUGAUGUCCUGGGGCCAUGACGAGUACCUGUACCAGGUGAUGAAAUUUAACAAGUGCACCAUCCCUGAGGAGGGUCUGUACAUGAUCCGGUUCCACUCGUUCUACCCCUGGCAUUGUGGAAACAGCUACAUGCAUCUGUGUGAUGACAAGGACGUGGCAAUGCUGCCCUGGGUCAAAGAGUUCAACAAGUUUGAUUUGUACACUAAGAGUGAGGAGCUGCCCGAUGUGGAAAACCUGAGGCCCUACUACCAGUCUCUCAUAGACAAGUACUGCCCUGGGGUCUUGCAGUGGUGAUACACACACAUGCACGCAGGCUGGAACUGGUGCCACACACACACACAUACUGAUCAUACAGAUGCUCAUCACAGGGACAAAUCAAAAACACUGCACUGCCAUAACAUGUAUCCACACAACCACUACACUCACUCACUGAUGUUGAUUUUAUAUCAUGAAUUUCCUGUUUCUAUUCUAGUAUGUAUAACUUUAAUUGAUUGAGUGCUAAUUAUGAAAAAUGGUAUUGUUAACUGACUGAUGUUAAAGGAGGGAAAAAGCAUUUGUCAACCAUAAGAUUGAUUUAUUAUAAACAUCGAAAAAAGUCA
This is a messenger RNA of Alosa sapidissima (American shad), 1248 nucleotides long. It is a transcript of the gene miox, whose product is annotated as myo-inositol oxygenase. Gene Ontology annotation, biological process: inositol catabolic process. The record is from RefSeq and is a predicted model, not a curated record. The coding region runs from base 83 to 943 and encodes 286 amino acids. The transcript is spliced from 10 exons. Gene Ontology annotation, molecular function: inositol oxygenase activity; iron ion binding. Lineage: Eukaryota; Metazoa; Chordata; Actinopteri; Clupeiformes; Clupeidae. Gene Ontology annotation, cellular component: cytoplasm.